AUGAAACAACAACAAAUCUUCCAAAGAAGCUCAAGUGCUAGCACCACAACAACAAGAAGCAAUAGAAGAAUCAUCCCUUCAAACCUAACACAUCAAGUCUUAUAUCGUGCUUCCGAAUCCGAUGAUGUAUCCGACAAACUCCUCAUACGACGAGGAUCUUCACCUUCGGUCUCAAACUUGCACAACCAACAAACAAAACUAACACAACCAAACAAGCUAUCUUCUCUCAUACGUUCGUUCCUUAAUAUCUUCACUUUUCCAACGAUCAUCCCAACAUGCAAGUGGCUCACCAUCCCUUCCCACCUCUCCAUAACCCCUUCCCUCGGCAGAAAAGUCACCGGAACCCUCUUCGGCCACCGCCGCGGCCACAUAUCCUUCGCUGUCCAGCUGGACUCUCGCGCCGAGCCUCUCCUCCUCCUCGAACUCGCCAUGUCCACCUCCUCCUUAGUGAAGGAGAUGUCCUCCGGCCUAGUGCGCAUUGCGCUGGAGUGCCAGAAAGUGCCUGCCACUGCACACGGUGGCCGGCACAAGAGACUCUUCCAAGAGCCUAAUUGGACUAUGUAUUGCAACGGAAGGAAGUGUGGGUAUGCGGUGUCCCGCACGUGCGGGGACCUUGACUGGCACGUGCUGAGCACCGUGCAGAGCGUGUCGGUGGGUGCCGGGGUGAUCCCGCUGCUGGAGGACGGGGAUGAAAGUAGGAAAGGUGGCGGCGGAUCGGAGGGCGAGUUGAUGUACAUGAGGGCAAGGUUUGAACGAGUCGUUGGAAGCCGUGACUCGGAGGCGUUUUAUAUGUUGAAUCCUGAUGGUAAUGGAGGACCUGAACUUAGUAUUUUUCUGUUGAGAAUAUGA
Molecule: messenger RNA, 849 nt
Organism: Abrus precatorius (Indian licorice)
Lineage: Eukaryota; Viridiplantae; Streptophyta; Magnoliopsida; Fabales; Fabaceae
Product: protein MIZU-KUSSEI 1
Exons: 1
Coding region: 1-849 (282 amino acids)
Biological process (GO): hydrotropism
Source: RefSeq, a predicted model, not a curated record